AUGACUGCCUCACAAGCUCCUUCCGCUGAGAAGCCCUCCAAUGGCUCAAGUUCCUCCGUCAACCAAGAGGAACACCAAUAUUUGGAUCUCGUAAAAGAAAUCCUAGAAACCGGUGAGCGUCGGCCAGAUAGAACCGGUACAGGCACAUACUCCAUCUUUGCCCCUCGACCCCUCAAGUUCUCCCUCAACAAUAACGGCACCCCAAUCCUCCCCCUCCUCACCACCAAGCGCGUCUUUACCCGUGCCGUUAUCGCCGAGCUCCUCUGGUUCAUCGAGGGAAACACAUCCUCCACGAGCCUCAGCGAGGCCGGCAUCAAGAUCUGGGACGGCAACGGCUCUCGCGAAUUCCUUGACAACCUCGGUCUCAACCACCGCGAGGUCGGCGACCUCGGCCCCGUGUACGGCUUCCAGUGGCGGCAUUUUGGCGCCGAGUACGUCGACGCCAAGACGGACUACACAGGCCAGGGAGUUGACCAGCUCGCUGAGAUUAUUCACAAGCUGCGCACCAACCCAUACGAUCGCCGUCUGAUUCUUUCCGCCUGGAACCCCGCCGAUCUGAAGAAGAUGGUCCUCCCACCGUGCCACAUGUUUGCCCAGUUUUACGUCUCUUACCCCCGACAAAAGGAUGACGACUCCGAGACCAAGCCCCAGGGCCAUCUACACUGCCAGCUCUACCAACGAUCCUGCGACAUGGGGCUUGGGGUUCCGUUCAACAUUGCCAGCUACGCACUGCUGACACACAUGAUGGCGCACGUCUGCGAAUUGGUUCCUGGCAGCCUGACUCACGUCAUGGGCGACGCACACGUCUAUCUUGACCAUGUCGAUGCCCUCAACACGCAACUGGAGCGUGAACCCCGCGACUUUCCAGAACUGGAGAUCACCCGAGAGAAGGGCGGUAGCAUUGACGGGUGGAAAGCGGAGGACUUUGUUAUCAAGGGCUAUGACCCUCACAAGACCAUUGCCAUGAAGAUGUCCGUUUGA
Fusarium keratoplasticum is the source of this 981-nucleotide messenger RNA. RefSeq names its product Thymidylate synthase. The transcript is spliced from 2 exons. Gene Ontology annotation, cellular component: mitochondrion; cytosol. The coding region runs from base 1 to 981 and encodes 326 amino acids. NCBI's taxonomy places the organism in Eukaryota, Fungi, Ascomycota, Sordariomycetes, Hypocreales, Nectriaceae. Gene Ontology annotation, molecular function: thymidylate synthase activity. Gene Ontology annotation, biological process: dTMP biosynthetic process. The record is from RefSeq and is a predicted model, not a curated record.